Antechinus flavipes (yellow-footed antechinus) is the source of this 6381-nucleotide messenger RNA. Its product is annotated as zinc finger protein 91-like. The record is from RefSeq and is a predicted model, not a curated record. NCBI's taxonomy places the organism in Eukaryota, Metazoa, Chordata, Mammalia, Dasyuromorphia, Dasyuridae. The transcript has a single exon. Bases 375 to 3398 code for a protein of 1007 amino acids.
AAAAUAGUAGUCUUCAGACCAAGAAGACAAUUCUAAAGCAAAUCAUUUUGGUGGAAAAAUCAUCCCAGGAAAGAUCCUCAAGAGAUCAUCCCAGGAAUUUUAAGUUUAGAGAAGUUGGCAGUUAUGGCAAGAGGAUUAACAGACAUCAGGGCAACCAGAAGAGAGGCUUAAGGCAAGGAAGGAAAGUUUCUAAUAAGUCAAGAGAGCGUGAAUGUGUAUUUAGGAAAACUUUCCAUCAAAAAUCAGUCCUUCAGAUACAAAGGAAUGUUCCUUCAGAAAAGAAUCUCCAUAAAUAUAAUCCACAUGGAAAUAGCUUUAAAUUAUAUUCAGACUUGAAUAGUUAUAAUGGAAUCUCCUCGGGAAGAAAACCUCAUAUGAUUAAUGCUUACAACAAGGCCUUCAGUUACCAUUCAGACCUUAUUCGAUAUCACAGGGUAAUAGCUAGAGAAAAACCCUAUGCAUCUGAUGAAUUUGGCAGAGUCUUCCAGCAGAGGCGACACCUUACUCGACGUUACAGAAUUCGACCUGGAGAUAAACCAUAUACGUGUGCAGAAUGCGGGAAGACCUUUAGUCGAAUUCCCUAUCUUAUGCUACAUCAGAGGAUUCAUACUGGAGAGAAGCCCUAUAAAUGUAAUGUCUGUGAAAAAGCCUUUUGCCAAAGAGGACAUCUCACUGAACAUCAGAGAAUUCAUACUGGAGAGAAACCCUAUAAAUGUAACAUAUGUAAAAAAGCGUUUACUCAGAGUGGACAUCUUACUGAACAUCAAAAAAUCCAUAAUGGAGAGAAACCCUACAAAUGUAGUGAAUGUGGAAAAACCUUUAGCAAUAAAUCAUCCCUUAUUCUACAUCGCAGAUUUCAUACUGGAGAAAAACCAUAUAAAUGUUAUGAAUGUGGGAAAGGCUUCACCAAUAGCUCAGUCCUUAUUGUGCACCAGAGAAUUCACACUGGAACCAAACCCUAUAAAUGCCACGAUUGUGGGAAAGCCUUUCUUCAGUAUAUAGGCCUUGUAGUCCAUCAGAGAAUUCAUACUGGAGAAAAACCUUAUAAAUGUCACAUAUGUGAAAAAGCCUUCAGCCAGAGUGGACAUCUCAGUGAACAUCAUAAAAGUCACAAUGGAGAAAAACCCUAUGAAUGUAAUGAGUGUGGGAGAGCCUUCAGCAAUACCUCAUCCCUUAUUCUGCAUCACAGAAUUCAUACUGGAGAAAAACCUUACAAAUGUAAUGACUGUGGGAAAGCCUUUAGUAACAGCUCAGUUCUUACUGUCCAUCAAAGAAUUCAUACGGGAUCAAAACCGUAUAAAUGUCUUGAAUGUGGGAAGGCCUUUCUCCAGUGUAUAGGUCUUAUUGUACAUAGGAGAACUCAUACUGGAGAGAAACCUUAUAAAUGCAAUGUAUGUAAAAAAGCCUUCAGUCAGAGAGGACACCUUACUCAACAUUUGAAAAUUCAUAAUGGAGAGAAGCCCUACAAAUGUAGUGAGUGUGGAAAAGCUUUUACCCAGCGGGGACACCUUACUGAACAUCGGAGAAUUCACAGUGGAGAGAAACCAUAUACGUGUAAUGAAUGUGGUAAAGCUUUUAGCAAUCACUCACACCUCACUCUCCAUCACAGAAUUCACACUGGAGAGAAGCCCUAUAAAUGCAGUGAAUGUGGAAAAGCUUUCAGUCAAAGGGGUCACCUCACUGAACACCAAAGAAUUCAUACUGGGGAGAAGCCUUACAAAUGUACAGAAUGCAGCAAAGCCUUUAGCAGCCGUUCACGGCUCACACUACAUCAUAGAAUUCAUACCACGGAAAAACCACGUAAACGUCGUGAACGUAAAAAAGCCAUCCCCCACGAUGUGGACCUUCCUCAGUGUCAGAGAAUGAAAACUGGGGGGAAGUGUUAUAAAUGUACUGAAUGUAGCAAAGCCUUCCGAAGCAACUCUUCCCUAGCUCUUCAUCAGAGGAUUCACAGUGGAGAAAAGCCCUAUGAAUGUAGUGAAUGUGGAAAAGCAUUUACCCGGAGAAUAUACCUUACUAAACACCAGAGACUUCAUAAUGGGAUGAAAACUUAUAAAUGUAGUACAUGUGGUGAGAAUAGUACUCAGUGUACAUGUCUUCCUCAACAUCAGACAAUUCAUUCUAGAGAGACACCUUCCACGUCUGGUGAUUAUUCAGAAACCUUCAAUAAUAAUUCAUCUCUUACUCCACAUUCCAAAAAUCAUAGUAGAAAAAAAUCCUUUGAAUGCUAUGAAUGUGGAAAGCCUUUCAGCAGUCGUGCAGGCCUUAUUGUACAUUUGAGAGUUCAUACAGGAGAGAAACCAUACAAAUGUAACACAUGUGAAAAAGCCUUCAGUCAGAGAGGACAUCUAACUGAACAUCAAAAGAUUCAUAAUGGAGAAAAGCCCUAUAAAUGCAGUGAAUGUGGAAAAGCCUUUAGCCGGAGAAUGUACCUUACUCAGCAUCAAAGAAUUCACACCGGAGUUAAACCUUAUAAAUGCAACAUAUGUGGUAAGGCCUUCACCCAAUCUUCAGGCCUUACACAGCAUCAAAUAAUUCAUUCUAGAGAGAAACUCUACAAAUGUAGUGAAUGUGGAAAAGCCUUCGGUAACAGCUCUUCACUUAACUUACAUCAGCAAAUACAUGUGGAAGAGAAACCUUAUAAAUGUAAUGAAUGUGGAAAAAUUUUUAGUAAUCAGUCAUCUUUUAAUCUACAUCAGAGAACUCAUACUGAAGAGAAACCCUAUAUAUGUAGUGAAUGUGGAAAAAUCUUUAGCAGCAAUUCAUCCCUUGAUCUGCAUCAGAGAAUUCAUUCCACAGACAAACCCUAUAAAUGUAAUGAAUGUGGAAAAGCCUUUAGUCAGCAGGGAGGUCUUGCUCAGCAUCAGAAAAUUCAUAAUGGGGAGAAACCGUAUAAGUGUAAUGAAUGUGGGAAAGCUUUCAUUUAUAGUAUGCAACUCACUCGACAUAUGAGAACUCAUACUGGGGAGAAGCCCUAUAAAUGUAGUGAAUGUUCUAAAGCCUUCAGUGAAAGCUCAUCCCUUAUUGUCCAUCAGAGAAUUCAUUCUGGAGAAAAGCCAUAUAAAUGUAACGGAUGUGGGAAAGUCUUCAGUGCACAGGGGAGCCUUACAAACCAUCAGAGAAUCCAUACUGGAGAGAAACCUUAUAAUUGCAGCGAAUGUGGGAAAUCUUUCAGCUCCAGCUCAUCCCUUGCGAGACAUAAAAGAACACAUACUGGGGAAAAGCCCCAUAGAUGUCUUGAAUGUGGGAAAGCCUUUACUCACAGGUCAUCCUUUACUGUACAUCAGAGAAUUCAUACUGGGGAAAAACCCUACAAAUGUAGUGAGUGUGGAAAAGCUUUCAAUGAGGGAAGAGGACUUCUUCAACAUCAGAGAAUUCAUACUGAAAAAAAAUUCUAGUUCGGUGAUUUUGGGACAAACUUCCCCCAAUUGGAAAACUAUUUGGCAUCAGAAAAUUCAUGCUUGGCAGAAAAAUAUUACAAAUAAUAUGCAUGUGAAAAGACCUUGUGGAUUAGUGCAGGUAUCAGAGAUUUCAUAAAAGAGAUGAACUCUUGUUAUAAAUACCAGGAAGUUUAAGAUUUGUUAACUUAUGUAUCUGAGAAUUAUGAUAAUUAGUUUUUCAUUUGGGAAUUGAGAGAAAAAAAAGGUUUCCCUAGACAUUUGCCUCUUCCCUACAACACACCUGGCCACAGUACAUUUGUAUAGAUCCAAGUAAGAGGUUCAAGGUGUGAGACCUAGCAGCUGUUGGCCUCUUAGCUUUCUAGAAUAGAAAAAAAGGAAUUUGUUCCUUAAAACAUUUUAGUAAGAUAACACAGGAAAUAUAAAGAUGCUAAUAACCUGAAUUUCUACUGAGAUAUAUUUAUAGGCAGUUCUGUUAAUUGUGAGCACCAAUUCACAUCAUUUUUAUUGAUGUACAUCUAACAGUUCUCAAUGGCCAUCGUCAUGAAACCUGAUUGAUAGCUUGUUCUUCGGAAUCUAAAAGAAGAUGGGGGGGGAGUGUAUAUGGAUCUUAUAAUUUGGGGAUGUAUAGAGGAAGGGUGAUGGGAAGUUGUUCCAGAAGUACAGAAACUCAAUAGUGAGUGGUGUUUGUGCACCUCUCCGUGGAAAUGAAGGAUCUGGCAGUUAUUUAACAAUGUGGAGUAGAACCCAAAUGAGACAGAAACUGUCAUUCUGGGCUCCCCAAAGUAUUCUUCAUCCUGAAGUUUUGGGUGUCCUUAUUCUCAGAGCCCUUCCCUGUUUUAGACUUUCAAAUUAUCUUGAUCUUCCCCUCACAUUUCUUCACAGCAUCUUAGAUGUAUCAGCAUGGUUAAUUUGCAUUCCGAAUUAGGGUAACUAUGAAACUCUUCUAUCCCUACAGGCAGUGUGAGUUAAUUAAGCUGAAGAAAUCUGCCACUGGUAAUAUCUUAGCUUCUACCACAGAUUUCAGACUUUUAAGGGAGAUCUUUGGAGUUGCUUCAAAUCACAGUAUCACCUACAUAAAAGGGCAGCUUGAGGAUCAAAUAUGGAGGAUUGUGUGCUUUCCUUAGGGCCCUCCGGGGACACUGCCCUAGAGAACUGUAAACAGGAGCUUUAUUAGGGGUGUGACAUAAACAAGUGAAUUGAUCAAAAGACAGUUAAAGAGCAUAGAGACUUCCUGGAGAGGCCACACUGGAAGGGAGGGUCAAAAAUUCUUUCCAGCUCCCAGGAGAGAAGGGAGUUGCUGGAGUUUCAGGCUCAGGCUGCUCAAAUCACCUAAGUCUAAUGUUUCUCUAGCACUGACUGUAGCAACUUUGGGUGACAAGGACAGGACCAGCAGCCUUUACCUGUCCUCUGGAAGUUUCUCAAACUUUAGAACUAUGGACACCCACCAAAAUACCAGGGAAUGUUUAGUGGAGAGCAUCUUCUCAGGGAAGCUCAUCUUUCUAGCAUGGGGUACUCUCUAGGGAGAGCAGGCCUUUGGGAAAGGAGGUUGAGUUGUGGGACAGCCAGACAGUAGGAGAAGGUCUGUAGAUCUCGGGGAAUUUAGAGACAGUAUAUCUGAAUUCAUUGAGCACUCAAGGGAGGUGAAAAUAACUUGCAUGUCUGACUUUAAUUGGCUUUAUGAAUGUCUUUUGUUCUCCCAUUUUGGUCAUUUCCAAAUCCCAAUUGAGCUCUUCUUGAAACAAGAAAAGCAUGAGACCAAUGAUAGUUCAAACAGAAUGUUUUACGUAUUUAUAUACACAGACAUAUGUUUUUAUACAUACAUAGACAUUCCAUGCCUUUCUACAGAAAGGGAAGGACUUGGUUGUGAUUUCUCAGAGUUAACCUUUUUAAAAUUUCUACUGCUGUCAUCACCAUAUGCUUUUUUUCUCAUCUUAGUCCGUUCAUAAGUUAUUCUUAUGUUUCUGCAUUCCACGUAAUUUUAGUUUCUUAGAGCACAACACUACAUCCCCUUGCCUUCAUAUACCCAGUGGGUUUAGCUUGUCCCCAAAUGUCAGCCCUGCACUGACCACCUGGCUGGGUCCCAGCUGCCCAGUUCUCACCCGCCUCCUGCAGAUCUGCAGUAUGCUUCAGGGCGGCUGGGUGGUACAGUGUCAGGAGCACCUGAUCUUAAAUCCAGCCUCAGACGCUUGUGAGAUAUGUGACCCUGAACAAGUCCCUUAGCAUGUUUGCUCAACUAUAAAACAGACAUAACAGCACCUUCCUCCUGGAGGUGGUGGUGGGGAUCAAAUAAGGUAAUAUUUGUGCAGCACUUGGCACAGCAUGCUGACAUGCCUGGCUUGUAGGAGCUACUGGAGAGAUGCUUAUUCCCUUCCCUUCUCCUCUGCCCUUCAGUGGGGAGAACCCAUGAAGGGCCAUAGCUGGAGAGCCUUUGUACCGACCCAUGGAGACACCAGUAGUUACCAGCCCUUUGGUAGAUGAGAAAGACAUCCCAAUGGCAAAGAACCCACCCCUUGCAUAUGCAGAGAAGAAAACCUAAAUCUUGGGGGUUAAGUACCUCCCCAAGGACACAUUAAACAGCAGAGUAUCUGAUAUCAAACCUCGCCCUCUUUCCACAACACCCAUCCGAAGGCCAUAACUGAAGGGGCUCAGGAGCCAGCUUCUAGGAUGUGGGAGAGCUGCAUAGGCAGCUCCAUGGACAAAAGGAAUGGACUCAUUGGUACCUUAGAGUAGGGGGAAAGAGGUACUUUGGCUUCUCACAGAUGCAUCCAGAAAGGACCUGUUCCCACUGGGAAAAGCCCAGUAGGAUCGUCCCUCUGUCAUUGAGCUGCCCUCCUCACGUCCCUUCCCUGGCACCCAAGUGGAGGUAUUAGCAUGCUGCUUUGGUUGUGCUUUUCCCUUGUUGCCCAUAUCCUUGGAUACAUCAAAAUCUCCAUUGUGAGAGUGAAACUGUGCUGUAAUAAAUGGCCUGCUGCUUUAAGAA